AUGGCCCCCGUUACUCUUUCCCACCGGCGGACGCAUAAUCUGCUCUUGAUCUCGAAACUGCUGAGCCUGCGGGACUCGGCGUCGCCCCUCACGCUCCUCUUGGACUCGCUAGAGCAACCGGCAACACCUCUGAUUCAAGAAUAUCUUAGACGUGCGAAACUCUCCAAAGCCCACGUCACUCUUAUUGCCUUUGAAACCCUGAAGCAACCCGAGGGGGUAGAUGCCUUUGUAUCGGCUCGUCGGAAGAGCGCGGGUGAUAUCUUCAAGGAGGUGGGCGCGGCUUACCAACCUGCCGCAGCCACCAACCCGUCACGAAGGCACCUCAUUAUAAUUGAUUCCAUCAACCCACUAUUGAACUCCAAAAGAGCCGAUCCGGGGUUCCAUCUCCCCUCAUUUCUCAGCUCGUUCCUAGCUCCGACGUCUCCAUCAGCACCGAAGGCUGGCGCAUCGCUCGUGGUAACAUACCACCAAGAUGUACCGGAAACUCCUCCGCAAAAUCCUUACUCCCCAGCACCACUCUCUGUCCUAACAUAUCUCGCCACAAGCAUCAUCACUCUGCAUUCCUUCGCCCAUAUCCUGGCUCAAAAGGCCGCCCGUGACCGCAGCCUGGCUGCCCCGGUCUUUGGGUUGGAUGAAGAGCAGGAUGGGGUUCUUCUUGGCCGAUCAGAUAAAUUGGUUGGCACCAGGACAGCAGAGGGGAUUGUACUUGAGCUGGAACACCGGCGGAAGAGUGGGCGCGGCGUCCUGGAAUGGUAUCUGCUUCCGCCUGAAUCGCGAUAUUCGCCCCAGCAAGUGAAAGAGGUUGUGACUCUCCUUGACGAUAACCCGCUGUACAAUCCUCCCACGGAGCCGGAUCGUGAUGCGGGCGACGAAGAGCCCGCAAUCGACCAGGGAGACGGUCCAGGCGAAGGAGGGCGGAUUCUAUAUGACAUGGGCGAGGAGGAUGAUUUUGACGAAGAAGAGGAUGAGAUCUAG
This is a messenger RNA of Penicillium alfredii, 975 nucleotides long. Its product is annotated as Elongator subunit IKI1. Gene Ontology annotation, molecular function: tRNA binding. NCBI's taxonomy places the organism in Eukaryota, Fungi, Ascomycota, Eurotiomycetes, Eurotiales, Aspergillaceae. The transcript is spliced from 4 exons. Gene Ontology annotation, cellular component: nucleus; cytosol; elongator holoenzyme complex. Gene Ontology annotation, biological process: tRNA wobble uridine modification. The record is from RefSeq and is a predicted model, not a curated record. The coding region runs from base 1 to 975 and encodes 324 amino acids.